AUGUCCGACAAGUACUACAUUGGCAUCGACGUCGGCACCGGGUCCGCGCGCGCGGGUCUCGUCAAGCACGACGGUACACUCGUAGCCUCGUCUACGAAAGAUAUCACGACCUUCCGCGAUCCGCAAGAUCACCGCAUCUUCGAGCAGAGCACGACCGACAUCUGGAACGCGAUCACCACCUGCGUGCGCAAUGUGAUGACCGAGUCCAAGAUCGCGCCCGAGGCCGUCAAGGGACUCGGCUUCGACGCCACCUGCAGCACCACCAUCACCGAUCUUGACGGCGAGCCCGUCAGCGUCACGAAAGGCGAUGGCGUGGGCAAGCGCGGCGAGCGCAACAUCAUGCUCUGGGCGGAUCAUCGCGCCGAGGAAGAGGCUCAAUUCAUCAACUCGCAGAAGAGUAUCGUGCUCGACUAUGUCGGCGGCACCAUGAGCCUCGAGAUGGAGGUCCCGAAGAUCCUCUGGCUCAAGAAACACACCUCCGCCGCCGACUUUGCCAAGUGCCAGUUCUUCGAUCUGCCCGACUUUUUGACGUACCGCGCGACCGGGCAGAGCACGCGCUCGGCAUGCAGCAUCACCUGCAAAGAGUCCUACGUGCCCGACAAAGGCUGGCAGGCCGACUUUUUCAACGCCAUCGGUCUCCCCGAGAUUCCGCAGGCCGGGUUCAAACAGAUGGGCGCGCACGCCGAGGGCGAGAAGCUCACCGCCGGUGUACCUAUCGGUAAGGGUUUGAGCGAGAAGGCUGCGAAGGAGCUUGGGCUCGUUGCUGGUACGCCCGUUGGUAGCGGACUUAUUGAUGCGUAUGCGGGGUGGAUGGGCACGAUCGCCGCGAGGCAUAAGGAGAGGGACGGGAGUUUGAGUACGAAGGUUGCGUUUGAGGAGGCUGGCCAUCGGCUUGCGGCUAUUGCUGGCACUUCCACUUGUCAUGUUGUGCAGAGUAAGGACGCUGUGUUCGUUAAGGGUGUUUGGGGUCCGUACAAGGACCCUGUCUUCCCCGGUUGGUGGAUGAACGAGGGCGGCCAGUCUUCGACCGGACAGCUGAUCGACUUCAUGAUCACCACGCACAAAGCGUAUCCCGAACUUAAGGAGCUCGCCGCCAAGCGCAAGACGAACAUCCACCAAGUCCUUCGCGACACUCUCGAAGAGAUUCGCACAAAGGAAGGCGCAGACUCCUGGACGCAAAUGCUCAAGGAUCUGCACUUCUACCCCGACUUGCACGGUAACCGCUCACCGAUCGCCGACUCGCGCAUGCGCGGCUCGCUCGUCGGCAUCCAGCUCGACGACACUCUACACGACCUCGCGCGCAAAUACGCCGUAACGCUCGAAGCCAUCGCCCUCCAAACGCGCCACAUCGUCGACUCGCUCAACAACGCCGGCCACACCAUCAACAGCAUCUACAUGUCCGGCUCGCAGGCCCAGAACGUCGCGCUCAUGCAGUGGUUCGCAGACGCGAUCCACAUGCCCAUCGUCAUCCCCGCCAACUUCGGCACCGCCGUGCUGCUCGGCAGCGCGAUGCUCGGCCGGUUCGCCGCGGAGUACCAGGACAACCUCGGCGAGGAAGGGCACAAUAAGGCGCUGUGGGCGGUCAUGGAGGAUAUGACGCCGCCGGCUACGGUCGUGUAUCCUGCUGCGAGCGAGAAGGAGACGAAGUUGCUUGAGGCGAAGUAUAAGAUCUUCCUUGAGAGCAUUGAGAUUCAGAAGCGGUGGAGGAAGGAGAUGGAGGAUGCUAGCAAGUAG
Molecule: messenger RNA, 1734 nt
Organism: Peniophora sp. CBMAI 1063
Lineage: Eukaryota; Fungi; Basidiomycota; Agaricomycetes; Russulales; Peniophoraceae
Source: the annotation of a GenBank genome assembly